Messenger RNA from Copidosoma floridanum, 1391 nucleotides. RefSeq names its product ADP-ribosylation factor-like protein 13B. Gene Ontology annotation, cellular component: ciliary membrane; non-motile cilium. Gene Ontology annotation, biological process: non-motile cilium assembly; receptor localization to non-motile cilium. Gene Ontology annotation, molecular function: GTPase activity; GTP binding. Lineage: Eukaryota; Metazoa; Arthropoda; Insecta; Hymenoptera; Encyrtidae. The record is from RefSeq and is a predicted model, not a curated record.
UUACAUAGCAAUCGUUUGUUUGCCUUAGCAGCAGUUAGUGCUAUGAGAGUAGUGUUUUCGAUAACAAUAAUCCAAACUGUGUAUGACAAAUGAGUCUACUUUUAUGUAUAAAAUAUGACCAGUUGUUGCAUACUAGAUCGUACACUUUAUUUUCUGAGACGUGUCUGGAGCAGAAUAUCACGUCGGAAGAAACCGAAAACGUCUAUAGUGAUAUUGGUGGCUGGUCUUGAUAACUCUGGGAAAAGUGCCAUAGUUAAUUAUCUUUUCAACAAAAGCCUAAUAACCAAAGAAAAUGUUGUUCCAACUAUUGGAUUUCGUACAGUUAUCUUCAACUACAAGUCAUGUUCUAUUCGAUUGUACGACGUAGGAGGUGGACCUCAAAUUCGUGCACUUUGGCCAAAAUAUUAUGAUGAUGUGCAUGGUGUCAUAUACGUAGUUGAUAGCAAUGACACAGAGCGGUUACUGGAAAGCGCAGAGAUUUUUCGGGAACUUGUUUGCCAUGAACUGAUUUCUCAAAAGCCCGUUCUUUUUUUAGGUAAUAAACAAGAUUUAAACGGCUGUUCAGACGAGCUUGAACUUAUUCAACACAUGAACAUUGAACAUAUCGUUAACUUUGUUAAAUGUUACACCAGAGUUGAAAUUUGUUCGUGUUAUCCAGAUAAAAGAAGACGAAAAUACAAUUUAAAUGACAAUAUCAAUGUAGGAUUCAGGUGGUUGAUAGAAACAAUAUGUAAGCAUUACGACGAAAUUAGGGAAGUGAUGUAUGAACAAAGUACAAGGAGAAAGAAACGUCGACGGUCCUUCAGCUUAAAGUCGUGGACAGCUUCAAAAAUUGAUAAUCCUUACAGUUAUUCCGAUACUGAUUCUGAAACGUACAUGAAACCAAUAAUUCCCAAAGAUCUUACUCCUAAAAAACGAAAAAGGAAAAAAUCUUCGAAAAGCAUUUUCUCAAUCAGGAAUAACAAAACUGCACCCAUGUCCAUUGAUGAUUCAUCUCAUAAAACACCGACAGCUGAAACCAUGAGAGAGCUGAUUGGAGGUAUUGGAAGCGGAGACGUUACAAGGAGUAAUGUGGUCGAAGCAAACGCUGAAAGUGAAAAUCGACGACCAUGGCGCUACUGGAAAAAAAGGCCUAAUACCGCUCCAGCUGAAAUGAAGCCUUUUGCGACAAAGUCAACUCUUGACGGUGAAAAGCCAACAAGCAAAACCACCAACCAAGAAAUUGCAUGAACGUGUGAACAAUCCACACGUUUACGCAAAAAAAAAACGCGAAACUUAAUUAUACGUUUAUAUAAUUGUAAAUAAACAUUUUGUACUUUUUUUCUAUUUAUAUCAUACAUGGUUAUCCAUUUUUUCAUUGGAUGCACCAAGCAGACAACUUAUAAGACAGU